AUGCCGCCAUUUCUCCCCCGCAAGCGAGCCUCUUCCGGGGACCCGCCCCCAGCCAAGCGCCAGGCUCGGGCCGAUGCCCAAGCUCCAGCUCCAGCUCCAGCGCCGGCGCCUGCACCAGCCCCGUUCCACCUCUCGGAUUCCAACUCGGACUCUGAUUCGUCCCUGAGCGAUGCGCCAAAUGGUCUGCUCAGCAAAGAGAACACGACACAGCCGGAGGAAUCUGAAGAUGACGAUGACAUUGACUGGGAGGAUGCAAUCGACACCAAGACCACGAGCGCCACCACGCCAACAGCGCCAGCUCCUGAGCUACAAGAUCUAGAGUUGACUUUAGAUCAGAAUGAAACACACGUCUUGGACUUGCUUGAUGGCAAGAAGGGACCUAGCAAGAUCGAACGCCAGAUUCGGAUCCAGACACACUGCAUGCAUGUCCAAUGCUUGCUUUUCCACAACGCCAUUCGGAACUCUUGGUGCAAUGACGCUCAGGUUCAUAAUAUCCUGAAAAACAAGCUGCCAGAAGGACUGAACAAAGAAGUUAAGAAAUGGCGCAUUGCUUCUGGCCUGGAGCUUCCGGAGCCCAAGCCCGAACCACCAAAGAGCAAGAAGAAGGGGAAAAAGGCACAGAAAAAUAAGGAUUGGAGCGCGGAUUCUGAGAGACUGGAGCCAGGAACACCUGAUAUGAGCAGGGGAGAUCCAAUUCUCACAUUGAUGAAGGUGCUGGUUGCCUACUGGAGGAAACAGUUCCGUAUCGCGGCGCCGGGGCUACGAAAGUCUGGCUAUCGGCCCGUGUCUGCACUUGAAGCCACGAUAACUGAUUUCCGCGAGGAGCCGCACGAUCCAGAAAAACAUGGUGAGCGUAUUGCUAACCUGAAGGAGUUUCGUGCAACUGCAGAAGCUAUGGAAGGUUCGCGAGACGUUGGAGCGCAGCUGUUCACGGCGCUUGUGCGAGCCAUUGGCAUCGAGGCUAGGCUUGUUGCUAGUCUGCAGCCGCUUGGAUUCGGAUGGACCAAGGGAGAGACUUACACACCACCACCCGAAAAAGAAUCGCAUGAAAACAACCAAGAGAUUGAACAGACAUCUGACACAUCUGAAUCGGAGACUGACUUGGUUGAAGUAAAGUCAUCAGUCAAGAAGCCCAAUAAACAGUAUGACAAGGACUUGCCGUUCCCGAUCUAUUGGGCAGAGGUCGCAUCGCCUGUCACAAACGAGAUAAUAUCUGUUGAUCCACUUGUACUUUCCAAUCCCGUGGCACCAUUUGCAAAUACCGACUUGCUCGCAAAUUUUGAGCCACGAGGUGCUAAAGCAGAUCGGGCCAAGCAAGUUAUGUGCUAUGUCGUGGCUCAUUCGGCAGAUGGCACUGCAAAGGAAGUCACCACGCGGUAUCUUCGACGGCGAACUUGGCCCGGCAAGACCAAGGGAUUCCGAAUGCCACUAGAAAAGGUUCCCUUCGGUCGAAAAGGUCACUACAUCACAUUCGACUGGUUUGGCAUGGUAAUGUGUGGCUAUCAACGAGCUCGAAAAAGCAAGACAGCCGUUGACAAGCUCGAGGAAAGUCGGGAUCUACAACCCAAUCAACCAGAGAAGAAGAAAACAACUCAAGAAAACGACACUCUACAAAGUCUCCGUACUUCCACCGAAUUCGUGCUGGAGCGCUUCCUCCGCCGCGAAGAGGCCCUCCGCCCCGGGGCUGAACCCGUCCGUACAUUCGUCGCAGGCAAAGGAGCUCGUGCCAAAGAAGAGCCCGUCUUUCGGCGCGAAGACGUGCUGAAAUGCCUAUCAGCCGAAAGCUGGCAUAAAGAAGGUCGUCAGACCGUCACUGGAGCCAAACCACUUAAGCGUGUGCCUAUCCGCGCGGUCACACUUAUUCGUAAACGCGAGGUUGAGGAGCUGCAGCGCCAGACUGGCGAGAAACCGCUCCAGGGUCUUUAUUCUCGUGACCAGACAGAAUACAUCAUUCCACCGCCAAUUCAAGAUGGUCGAAUUCCGAAAAACGAAUAUGGAAAUAUUGACUGCUUCGUGCCAAGUAUGGUGCCCGCCGGUGCUACGCAUGUUCCUUUACCUGGUAGUGUGCGGGUCUGCAAGAAACUCGGUAUCGACUAUGCUGAAGCUGUGACUGGAUUUGAAUUCGGAUCUAAGAUGGCGGUUCCUGUGAUCCAGGGCGUGGUCAUCGCCGCUGAAAAUGAGGAUUUGCUCCGAGAUGCCUGGCGUGCCGAUGCUGCCGAGAAGCGAAAGAGAGAAGAACUCAAAGCUGAGAAGAAGAUUUUGCAGACUUGGCGGAAGUUCCUUUUUGGCUUGCGGAUUAUGGAGCGUGUGAGAGAUGAAUAUGGUGGUCGGGAUCCCAUUGCUGAUCGCGAGCGGGACUCGCAUAAUCCUUUUGCUGCGCAGAAGAAAAAGGCAGACGAUGAGCCUGAGGAUGAUGAAGAACUGGAUGAUGCGGAACCUUACGACCCCAUCGAUCAUGGAGGAGGAUUCCUUUUGCCUGGUCAUGAUGAUGUGGAUGAUGGGUUGAUCAUUGAGCAUCAAGAUGAACAAAGUCAUACAGGCCCAACGAAGACUCGUUCCAGUGCCGAGGUGUCAGGUGCUGGACCCCCCGCCGACGAAGCACUUCCAAUAUCUAUCAAGUCAGAUUCUGAUGGUGAGGCGGAUACUGGCGAUGACGAGGAAGACUCAGAGCCCGAGUAUGCGCCUCGUCCAACGCGACGAAGUGCACGAGGCCAGUAA
Penicillium salamii is the source of this 2718-nucleotide messenger RNA. The record is from the annotation of a GenBank genome assembly. NCBI's taxonomy places the organism in Eukaryota, Fungi, Ascomycota, Eurotiomycetes, Eurotiales, Aspergillaceae.